AUGACAACCAUCCACAACCCGAACAAUUGGCACUGGGUCGACAAGAACUGUUUGAGCUGGGCCAACAGCUACUUCCAGGAGCGGCUGCCCCAAGUUUCCGUGGCCAGCGACGAACACACCCUGGCUGUGAUCCAGGUCAAGCCCGUGACUGGCGACUGCGACGUGACCCAGCGCAAGGGCAAGGUUAGAUGCAUUUUCGACCUCCAGGUCGAGUUCAAGGUCAAGGUCGACAAGGACGGAGAGUCCACCGAACACGAUGUGCGACUGCUCGAGUUCGAGCACGACCAGCAGGAUUAUGUGUUCGAGGUCGGGGGGUCCGUGGAAUCCAGAGCAGCUGUGCGCGCAGAGCUGAUUCCACAGGCCCGUGCGGUGUUUGAGAAGUUCCAGCCUGAGCUUCUUGACACUUUUGAAAGCGAGCUCAAACACAACUCCAGCUAG
Molecule: messenger RNA, 438 nt
Organism: Ogataea philodendri
Lineage: Eukaryota; Fungi; Ascomycota; Pichiomycetes; Pichiales; Pichiaceae
Exons: 1
Coding region: 1-438 (145 amino acids)
Biological process (GO): protein folding; positive regulation of ATP-dependent activity
Cellular component (GO): cytosol
Molecular function (GO): protein-folding chaperone binding; ATPase activator activity
Source: RefSeq, a predicted model, not a curated record